AUUCAGAAUUUAGCUAAAAGUAGAGAAACACAACGUAAAUGGACGAUCUGGGAACCAUUGGCGACGAUAUAGCCAAAGAAGUUAUCAAACAAUUUGAAACCAAUGAUUUGAAAGGGAAACCAGUGAUCAGGUCAAAUGGUGUCAAAGAGUGGACAGUUUUGGCAGGAGUAGUUGCCCUUAAGAAUGGCAAAGUCAUCAACACAAUUUCAAUCGCUACAGGUGUCAAAGCUCUCCCCGACGCUACAAUCAAAUCACAUUCAAAUGGAUUAUUACUGCACGAUUGUCACGCAGAAAUCUUAGCAUUUCGAGCUUUUAAUUGGUUUGUUAUUCAAGAAUGCCUCAAGGUUUCGAAUUUAGAUAGGAGUGACUAUUUUGAGUUUAAUGAUGGUCACUUCAAUUUGAAGGAUGGUAUUGAAUUUGGGAUGUAUGUUUCAGAACCACCAUGUGGAGAUGCUAGCUUGGAGCUUUUAAUUGAUGAAAAUGAUGAAGAAUGGAGGACCCAUACUGAACUUGCCGGUGGUGUAUUGAGAGGUCGUGAAAACUAUACCUUAAAGGGACGUGUAAGGACAAAACCUGGAAGGAGGGAUUCACCAAUGACCUUAUCCAAAAGUUGUUCAGAUAAGCUGGCUGUAAAGCAAUUCACAUCAAUCUUGAAUGGUGUUACCAGCUCAUUUGUUCACCCAAAGGGAUGCUAUUUGAAAUAUUUGGUGAUUCCAGAAGAUAAAGUUGAUAUGCCUGCGAUGGAAAGAUGUUUUCAUGAUCGUUUCAAUCCACAUCCAAUUAACCAUAUGUACACACUCAAUAGGCUAAAGAUAUUAACCACUAAGGAAACGCAUUCAUUUGCGAAAGAACAGUCAAACCAACCUCCUUCAAACACAAGUUUAAUAUAUGUGCCUAAAUAUAACUUCAAUGAAUCAAUUGUCAAUUCUGUCAAGGAAGGGUACUAUACCAAAAGAAAAUCUGUUAGAAAAAAUGGAGAAAGUGAACUAUCCAGGUACAAAUUAUUUCAAGAAUCGCAAUCAUUAAGUGGUGGCUUCAAAGCUCGUUCAUAUUUUGAAUGGAAAUUGACAAAUAAAGAGUAUAGGAAAGCAAAAGAGAUUGCUAAAGAAGCAAUUGGUGCAUGGUGCUGUACAGCUACUGAUGACUUUGAUAUCCUAAAAAACGAUGCAUGAUAUUUAGAAUAAAAUAAAAAGACCUUCUAACACUCUAAUAAAACGAAUCAACGCAACAUAUUUCAUUCAUCACUAUCGGAAGCAGAUGCUUCGCCUGCAUCACUUGGUUCCUCAUCAACAUCUUUCAAUGUUAGUGCUUCUUCCAUAUCCCGCAUAAGAUAGUACUCACUGUUCUUUGAUUCUUCUUCUUCUAGUGUAGCUGCAAAUUCGGCAGAUUGUAGUAGUUCUUUCAACGAAGGGUUCUCAGCAUGUAUCAAUUGUACCGGUUUGAAACCUCCUUUGUUUUUUAUUCU
This is a messenger RNA of Hansenula anomala, 1465 nucleotides long. RefSeq names its product tRNA-specific adenosine deaminase (gene TAD1). Lineage: Eukaryota; Fungi; Ascomycota; Saccharomycetes; Phaffomycetales; Wickerhamomycetaceae. The record is from RefSeq and is a predicted model, not a curated record. Gene Ontology annotation, molecular function: tRNA-specific adenosine-37 deaminase activity; RNA binding. The transcript has a single exon. Bases 39 to 1172 code for a protein of 377 amino acids. Gene Ontology annotation, biological process: tRNA wobble adenosine to inosine editing.